Messenger RNA from Cornus florida, 1500 nucleotides. RefSeq lists its product as uncharacterized. Lineage: Eukaryota; Viridiplantae; Streptophyta; Magnoliopsida; Cornales; Cornaceae. The transcript is spliced from 4 exons. The coding region runs from base 1 to 1500 and encodes 499 amino acids. The record is from RefSeq and is a predicted model, not a curated record.
AUGGCUUUAAAGAUGGAUCUUAGAAAAGCUUAUGAUUCUGUGAGUUGGGAUUUUAUUCGAAAAACUCUUCAGCUUUAUGGGUUCAGUGCUACAUGGAUAAAGUGGAUCAUGCAAUGUGUUACUUCUUCCAAGUUUUCUGUUCUUUGUAAUGGUGUGCCUACUGGAUUUUUUGCAGCUGGGAGAGGGAUUAGACAGGGCUGUCCACUUUUUCCUCUUCUUUUUACCUUAAUUACUGAUUAUUUCUCUACCCUAAUGCAUCAAAAAAUUCUUGGAGGUCAGAUUAAGCUCUGUAAUUUGGUUCAGAAGACUAGUUUAUUGGUUUCUCAUGCCUUUUAUGCUGAUUAUUUAUUCAUUAUAGUGAAGGCAGAUAUUUCUAUAGCAAAGUCAAUUGAUAAGGUGCUUAAGAGGUUUCAUGAGGUGACUAGUCUUACAGUGAAUAAAGAUAAAAGCUCAGUGAUUUUCUCUAAGGCUGUUAGAGGGAAGAGAAGGAUAUUACAGGUUCUUCAAAUGAAAAAUGAAGCUUUUUCAAUUAAAUAUCUUGGAAUUACUCUGGAAAAUAGGGCUCUGAAGGCUGUAGACUGUAAGGGUCUAUUUGAUAAAGUCAAUGCCAGGGUUGAUCAUUGGAACACAAUCAAUUUGUCUUUGGCAGGUUUGUCUUUGGUCCAGAGAUUUGGUGCCAAUAUGUUUGGAAAUUUUGAUAAGCAAGCAACUGCAAGAGCUCUUUUUGCUUAUGGAGUGUGGUUAUUUCCUCCCUUCUUUUCGGAGGAGGCUGUUGAUUUCAUUGCUAAUAUAAAUUUAAAGGCUGGAGAAGAUGAAAUUAGUUGGAUUUCUGGUGAUUUCAGUCUGAAAAAUGCUUGGUCAGCUUGUAGGACUAGGGGGCAAGUGAUAUUGAGACGAUUUUUGAAGCGACUGAAGGUGGUGUCUGAAAUGAAGAAGAAAAGUCCGAUUUUGAAGCGACUGAAGGUGGAUGAAUUGAAGAGUCCUUCGAUCGUGAGGAAUUUGUUUCCAAUCUUGAAGCCGUAUGAAACCCAGAAGAAUGAAGAGUUCAAAUUAAAAGAUGGGUGGCAUAGAUGCACUUUGUCGGAAUUCAUUGAAGUAGUAUCCAAUUUGAACGAGGAAAAGAGGAAAAAUGUUGAGGAUAUUGGUUUUGGCAAUAUGCUUAACCUGAAAUGUUCAUUUUUGUCAACUAAACUCUUCAAUUACUUCGUAGAAAGUUUUGAUGGGCAAAAAUGUCGGAUUAGACUUCAAGAGGAGAAUGUGUAUCUGCCCAUUAAUGCAAUUGAUGUCCAGUCCAUUCUUGGCAUACCUGCUGGCAUUAUCCCAGUGCCUAUUUGUAAAAAUAUUGAUUCUGAUUGGGUAGACGAAGGUGGGUAUCGCAAUGAUAAAGAAAUGCAUGUGGACCAAUUGAUGGAUAGGGUAAAGAAUUUGGAGGCUGGCAAAGAUUUCAAGAGAGCAUUUGUACUAUUUGUUUGUGCAGCUGUACCGUCUCCAAAUGGAUGA